GACCUCUUUUCAAUAAAACAGCUCUGCGAUUUUAUUUCUAAAUUGCCCCGAAAUCGGAAAAUCGAACGAAUCUUCAAGCAUCAAGCUUCUCGUUUCCCAAGGAACUUGUUGUCAUUCCACCAAGAGCUCCACCAAGUUGGAAGAGAGAGAGACAGAGACAGAGACAGAGACUCUUGUCUAGCUAGUACGUUUAGUUCAGGUCCUUCACCAUUACAAUACGGCACCCAGAAUGCUGCGCAGUGGGCAUCGUAUCUCUACCGAAAAGCUGUGGUCCCUCGUGGGACAUGGUGGUGGUGUUGGACGACGCCCCUCGUCUUGUGUGGGCCGUGCCUUUACGGUUGUCAAGGAAAGCGCAACAACUCCAUUGACUCCGUUGACAACAGCAACACCAAAAGGUGGCAAUGUGUUGGGAUCGGCCGCAGAAGAAGCCCAACGGCUUUCGGAAUUGGCAGCCCAAUGUCGACGGGUGGAGGCGAAGAAACCAGAGACUAUCAUGAAACAGAAGCCAGUCAUUACUACGACAACAACUACUACUACUCCAAGUCCUCUAUCGUUGGAAGAUGAAAAAGCACUAGAAAGUGCACUGGAUGGCGCCCAAAAACUACUGUCAGUCACCACCAAAUCGAGUCCACUAUUGGAUGCCAUUCAGAACAAACCAACCGCCAAUCCGGAUAUUCAACGACAAAUUGCCUGUUUGCAUCGGGCGUUUAUUGUCGUGACAAGUUGGUGUUUGGACGUGGUCGAUCGAACGUGUGACAAAACGGCGUUGGACAAGGCAUUGCAAGUCGCCCGACGAGCCCAUCAACUACAACUGCCACUCCAUGUGCCACUCCAUCAACGAUUGGUGGUGGCCAUUGCGCAACAUUACGAUCCCAUUGCCACCAGUGUCCCCAAACACCGCGUUCGAAGUCCCGCUGGAUUGAUUUUGGAAAUUGCCGAACGAGCGGCCGUAUCAUUUGAUCGCACGGCGGUCGCCACGAGUCCGUUCUUUAGAGAUGCAUUGGUUGCAUUGGCACAACGACACCACUACCAUGAUAUUUUGACACUGAUGCGUGGCAUGGAAAGUCAAUUUCGGAUUGUCGAAUUGGAAUUGGAGACGCUGGCGCAAUUGUUGGCGGUAUUACAAGACCAGUGUGAUAAUGACAACAAUGACAUUGCAGUCACAGACCAGAAAGACUUUUACGAAAUACUCAGUCGACUCAAUCCGUACGUGUGGAAAACCAUGAGUCAGUACAGUCCCUUGACGGAGAGGCUCACUACCACUACCAAACAACAACCACAACAAUCUGUACUGCCCACGACACCCACGCCCAAACCAAAAGACGAUUGGUACUAUUUUCGCAAUUGGAUUUAUCAGACCGAUUCGCCUCGUCAAGUCUUGCCCGAUAUUACCGCACAAAUGGAUGACUUGUACGCCCACAAUGAAUUGCGAUAUUCCGAAGCAUUGGAACGAUCCAUUUUGAAAUCCUUAAUGGCCGAUUUUGAGGACUCCUAUUAUGAUGACGAAGAGCUAGAAAUGUUGUCCGAAGAAGAAGACGAAGGAGAAGACACUGAUUACUUUCACAGUGACGACGACGAAGAUGAUGAUGAUGACACGAAAACGUAAAUUCACAAACUCAACUGUCAUUCAGUCAUUCACAAACAACAUCAACAACAACACAUUUUCGAUUUGCACGUUUUUGGAUACAUCAAUUAUUAAUUCUGCGCCAUCUACCACCACUACAAGUUAAAAAGACAAAAAGGAAACAACGCCAGAGCCAGAACGCUUCUUGCCAAUCUACUUUUCCAUUGCAUUGCAUUGCAUUGCAUGUUAGAUACGUACUACUAGUACCAGUAAUCCAGUACCGUAUUUAUACUGUUGUGAAACUAAACAAAGCCAAUGAAAACAGACAACUGACUUUACUUGAAUGGCUGUGUUGUGUGUCUCCU
Messenger RNA from Seminavis robusta, 1929 nucleotides. NCBI's taxonomy places the organism in Eukaryota, Bacillariophyta, Bacillariophyceae, Naviculales, Naviculaceae. The record is from the annotation of a GenBank genome assembly.